GAAUUGACGCCACUUGAAUCAGAUAAUAGCAGUAGUGGUGGAUACGGAAAGACAAUUUCACAUGUUGUGGUCAGUUUAAAAACAGUACGUGGAAGUAAACAGUUAAAAUUGGAUCCAACAAUUUAUGAUAGUAUUCUGAAACAAAAAGUUGAAAUCGGCGAUGUUAUUCAAAUUGAAGCAAGUUCCGGCGCUGUUAAGAGAUUGGGUCGUUGUGAUGUGUACGCAACAGAAUUCGAUUUAGAAGCUGACGAAUUUGUACCGUUACCGAAGGGCGACGUACACAAAUCGAAGGAAGUUGUGCAGGGCAUAGCAGAGUUACUGCCUGGUGUGUUGUUCAUCGACGAAGUUCAUCUGCUCGAUUUAGAAUGUUUCACCUACUUGCAUCGAGCACUCGAAAGCACUCUCAGUCCUAUUGUUAUUUUUGCUACGAAUCGAGGACGUUGUACAAUAAGUAAUAUAUUCACAAUAUUUGCGCCCUAA
Messenger RNA from Anisakis simplex (herring worm), 480 nucleotides. The record is from the annotation of a GenBank genome assembly. Lineage: Eukaryota; Metazoa; Nematoda; Chromadorea; Rhabditida; Anisakidae.